AUGCCACCCGACCGCUCCGCAACCGGGAAGAUAGUGUUCGUUGGCAACAUUCCCUAUGGUAUUUCCUCUCUCCCUCUCCCCAUCCAUCCAGAAACUGACGGGAAACCAGGCCUAACAGAAGAGCAAAUCACUGAAACAUUCUCCUCAGUCGGCCGUGUCCUCUCCUUCCGCUUGGUCUACGACCGCGAGACUGGUCGUCCCAAGGGGUUUGGUUUCGCCGAAUACAGCGACCAGGAGACGGCCGCGAGCGCAGUCCGCAACCUGGACAAUCACGAGAUCAUGGGACGGAAACUGCGUGUCGACUUCUCGCACGAGGGGGGCGCAACGGAGGGGAUGGGAAUGGACGACAUAAUGAGUAGUGUCGGGGGCGUCGCGGGGCCAAUCACCUCUACACCGGUCGCCAACGCUCCCAACGCCGCCAACACUACUGCCGCUACCUCUGCCACCUCCACCUCCGGUAUAGGAGCCCAAGCAAGCGGCACUGGAGUCCUCCCCGCCUUGCCCCCAGGAGCAGACCUCCCAGUGGGCCUCAACGCGCCAGACGCAAUCUCCAGAACCCUGUCGGCCCUCCAGCCCUCACAACUCCUGGAUAUCCUGGGCCAGAUGAAAGCCCUCGUGGCAACGGACCCCCUCAAGGCAACCGAACUCCUCCGCCAGGCGCCGCAACUCUCCUAUGCCAUUUUCCAAGCCCUGCUAUUAAUGAACCUGGUGGACACCAGCGUGCUAACGCAAGUAAUCGAAAACGCCGCCGCACCCUCUCAAUCCCUCCCUGCUUCCGCCUCCACCACCACCUCCGCCGUUACCGGUAUCGUCCCGCCCCCCCCACCACCACCUCCACAACAACAAGCGGCGGCGGCGGCGGCGGCGGCGGCAGCGUACGCAUCACAGUACGUCCCACCACCGGCCGUGCCCGCGGCGCCUACCCCGCCCCAGCAACAAUCAGCAUACACCCCUGCGCCCGCGCAAGCUGCCAUCGUCGCGGACCCCCAGCGAGCAGCGCUGAUACAGCAGGUAUUAAGCCUAACGCCCGAGCAGAUAGGGGCGCUGCCGGCAGAUCAGCAGAGCCAGAUCAUGCUAUUGAAGCAUCAAUUGGCGGCUGGUGGUGGAUUUUAA
This is a messenger RNA of Tuber aestivum (summer truffle), 1113 nucleotides long. The record is from the annotation of a GenBank genome assembly. Lineage: Eukaryota; Fungi; Ascomycota; Pezizomycetes; Pezizales; Tuberaceae.